Molecule: messenger RNA, 1707 nt
Organism: Cariama cristata (Red-legged seriema)
Lineage: Eukaryota; Metazoa; Chordata; Aves; Cariamiformes; Cariamidae
Gene: MELTF
Product: antigen p97 (melanoma associated) identified by monoclonal antibodies 133.2 and 96.5
Exons: 12
Biological process (GO): iron ion transport
Cellular component (GO): plasma membrane; extracellular region; early endosome
Source: RefSeq, a predicted model, not a curated record
AUGAGGAGCUCCAGAAAUGUCUUGUAUCUUCUCUUCUUUCAUGCUGCUUUCAGCCUGGAACGUAUCCGUUGGUGCACUGUCUCUGAGCAAGAACUUUCCAAGUGUAAUGACAUGAGUAAGGCCUUUGGUGGGGCUGGCAUCCUUCCCCCUCUGGAGUGUACAGAGGGGGGAUCAGCUGCUAACUGUACACAGAUGAUCAAGGAUGAUUUGGCAGAUGCAGUGAUACUGGAUGGCCGUUUGAUUUACCAGGCUGGAAAGCAGCAUGGUCUGAAACCUGUGGUUGGGGAAGUAUACAAUCAAGAGAUUGGAACUUCCUAUUAUGCUGUGGCUGUGGCAAGGAAAAGCUCCAACAUCACCAUCGAGAGCUUGAAGGGUGUCAGUUCAUGUCACACAGGCAUCAACAGAACAGCAGGCUGGGAUGUGCCAGUGGGUUAUCUAAUUGACAGUGGGCGCCUGGCGGCAAUGGGAUGUGACCUUUCAAAAGCUGUAAGUGACUAUUUCAAUGCAAGCUGUGUUCCUGGAGCAAAUGGUGUAAACUAUCCCAAGUCCCUCUGUCAGCUCUGCAAAGGGGAUUUGUCUGGGCAGAACAAAUGUGAACGAAAUUCCCAAGAGCGAUACUAUGACUACAGUGGGGCUUUCAGGUGUUUGGCUGAAGGUGCUGGAGAAGUCGCUUUUGUGAAGCACAGCACAGUGCCUGAAAACACGGAUGGAAGAAGUCUGUCUUCAUGGGCCCAGCGGCUUCGCUCCCAGGACUUCCAGCUUCUGUGCCGCGAUGGCAGCACAGCUGAUGUGACAGAGUGGAGAACCUGCCACCUGGCCCGAAUCCCAGCUCGUGCCGUGGUUGUGCGGCCUGACACAGAUGGGACAGUUGUCUUCCAGCUCCUGAACCAGGGACAACAAAGAUUUAAUGGGGUAGGCACCAAGUUUCAGAUGUUUGACUCCACAGCCUAUGGUGCCCAGAAUCUUCUCUUCAGAGACUCCACCACAGAGCUCAUUGCAAUCACAGCUCAGAAUUACCAGGCGUGGCUGGGUGAUGAGUAUCUUCAUGCCAUGCAAGCUCUGAGCUGCGACCCCAACACGUUGCCAGAAAGCCUGAACUGGUGUGUUGUAUCCACUGAGGAGAUCUGGAAAUGUGGUGAAAUGGCCAUUGCCUUUAAGGAAAAGAAUUUGAAACCAGCAAUUCAGUGUAUUUCCGCCAAGACAAAGGAACAGUGCAUGGACCUGAUCCAGAAAAAGGAAAGCGAUGCUGUAGUUCUGGAUGGAGCUGAUAUUUACACAGCUGGGAAGACAUAUGGCCUUGUACCAGCUGCUGGAGAAAGCUACUCUGCUGAUGACAACAGCAAUGCAUACUAUGCUGUGGCAUUAGUGAAACGAAAUCUGUCCAACACAUUCACUAUCAGUGACCUGAAAGGGAAGAAGUCCUGCCACACAGGAUUGGGGAGAAAGGCUGGAUGGAAUAUCCCCAUUGGUGUGCUGAUUAAGAGGGGCAUUAUUAAGACCAGAGACUGUAAUAUUCCUCAAGCUGUGAGUGAGUUUUUCUCUGCCAGCUGUGUGCCUUCAGCUAAUCAGGACAAUUACCCAUCAAAACUCUGUCAGCUAUGUAUUGGAGAUGAUAGUGGCAACAAUAAAUGCAGUGCAAGUAGCCAAGAACGUUAUUACAGCUACAGCGGAGCCUUCAGGUAACUGAUAGAUAUGGUUGUUAUUUAG